Melanaphis sacchari is the source of this 2186-nucleotide messenger RNA. RefSeq lists its product as uncharacterized. NCBI's taxonomy places the organism in Eukaryota, Metazoa, Arthropoda, Insecta, Hemiptera, Aphididae. Bases 363 to 2000 code for a protein of 545 amino acids. The record is from RefSeq and is a predicted model, not a curated record. Gene Ontology annotation, molecular function: chromatin DNA binding. The transcript is spliced from 8 exons. Gene Ontology annotation, biological process: negative regulation of BMP signaling pathway; nuclear envelope organization. Gene Ontology annotation, cellular component: nuclear inner membrane.
CUCUUUUUAACAGUAAUACGAACUUAGUUUUUUGUCGGUUGUCUCUUGAAUUUUUGAUUCCUUGAGUACUUUACUCCUUAAUUAGCUUCGCUAAUUGUGUUUAGUUGAUAUUUAUUAUUGAUUGUUUUUGUUAUUUAUUUUGCCAAUACUCAAUAGCUACUAUAGAUGAGUAUAGUCUAUCAAUAGUAGUUGUGAAUUGUAAUUAAAAACUAAAAACAGAAAUUACAACAACUAUCGAAUCAAAAGUUUUCAAUAACAUGACGAUUACUCAUUAUUAAUAUUCAAUAACUGAAUACCUACUUAACGAAUUUAUUUGCUCUUUCAACAUCAUUCACUCUGUAAUAAUCUUAAUAACAGACACUAUGGGUGAAAUCAUAUCAGACCAAGAACUACGUCGCCGUUUGUUGGCAUUCAAUACAGUAGUACCUCCUGUUACCAGUACUACUAGGAACUUGUUGUUGAAAAAGCUUGCAAGUCUUGAAAGUAAACAAUCAAGCAAUACAGCUGCUUCUAAUAUUAUGCCACCACCAAAAUUAAGAGGUUUAGCUAAUGGUACCAAUGAGUCUAUUAUAAUAUCAUCUUCUAUGGACGGAAAAAAUUCUCAGCACAAGACAUUUGAUAACAUGAAUAGUCCCAGGAAAAGCGUUCGUCAACAGCGAAAGUAUCAAGCUCCAGAUCUAUUUGAUACUUCAGAUUCGGAAGUUGAUACUGGUACACUAGGACAUUCCAUAUUGUCUGCCAAUCCAUAUAUAGCUAGUUCUUCUCCUAAAUCAAAUGAAACAUCUUUAAUGAAUGUAUCCAAUUGGAAAAAUUCUCAUGACCAACAAAACUUAUAUGUUUCACCAGAAACAAAAAAUUCUCCUGUAAAAAAAUAUGAAAUACAAUCAGAUAAAAUAACAUCUAAACCUUUUGACUCUAAAGCAAUCAAAAGAUCGACAGUAGUUAUUGAACCAAUUCGUUUAAGUUCUGUUUCCAAAACUCCAUCACAUGCUGAUCAGGCAAUACAAAGGUGGAAAGAAAAAAUGAAGAACCAAUCACAGGAUGAAAACAAUUUACCAAAGACAACUUCAUUGUUUAAUUCACCAUCACCUAUUUCAAAAAUGCCUUCAAAAAGUUUAAGGAAAAAUUUUGUUCAAUCUACACGACAAAAGAAUCUAAUAAAUUAUACAAAAAACACACAAAUUAUCAUGCUCCUUUUUGUUGGAUUUUUUGCUGUGUGUUUUGGAUUAUACUUUGUUGCAGUACAACCAAGCAAAACUGUAUUACCAACAAGUAUUUUAAGCUCAUUAUGUGCUAAAAAAGGUUUCCAAGGACUUGAUUGUGAUACAGAACAAGAAAAAGUACAACGUUUGUACAACUUAUUAGUAAUGCAAGUACAAGAUAAGUAUAUAAAGAACCAAUGUGAUAAAUCAGAUAUUGAGCCAAUAAUAAAUCCACAAACUGUAUUUGAAUAUAUUUCAACACAUGAAAAUUUACCAUCCAGGGAAAUUGAAGAAUUAGUUGAACUUUUUAAAAGCAUUGCAAAAACCUAUUCUGAUUCACCAAUUGGAUUUGACACUUCAUUUAAAAUCAAUGUACAACCAAAUUUGCCAAUUCUCUGUGCAACAAAACAUAUUUUUUCCAAUAUGUUUUAUCUAAUUACAUGGAUUGGUAUAGUGGCUCUGUCAAUUGUUGGUCUUUAUUUUGUUAUAUGCUACAUCUCAACAAAAAGUGAAAACUAUAAACAGGAAGUAAACCAAUUAGUUGAAAAUACAAUUGAUUUACUUAAAGAACAAGCACGAAAUAAACCAAAUGAAAGUUAUUUACCUAUUAUUCAUAUACGUGAUCAUUUGAUUCCAUUCAAUGAAAGACAAGCAAAAUCUAAAAUUUGGGCUGAAGUAGUUCAAUACUUUACUGAAUCAGAAUCUAGUGUAAGAUCCGAAGUUCAAGAAAUUGAUGGUGAAGACUUCCAAGUAUGGAGAUGGGUUCAACCUAUGUCACCUGGUGUUAGUAUGAGUUAGGUUAAAUGAUACAACAUAAUGACAUUAAUUAAGUGACGAUUAACGUAUCUCAUAAUUUUUAUAAAUCAUUUGGUUUGUACUUAAUGUUUAUAAACCUUAACAUGUUCAAGCAAUCAAACAUAAGAUAGUUUUAUUAUAUGAACAAAUGUUUAAUUAUAAGUACUUUAUGUUUUUGUAUUAUCUAUU